AUGAAGUUUGUUGAACUUGAAACGGAAACCAAACAACUGCAGAAUAUUGUAACAGAGCAGGGUAACAGGAUAAAAGACCUCGAGGAAACAUCCCAGCAGUUAAACAACAGGGUUCGUGAUCAAGAAAGGUCUGACAAUGCUUUCAAUUUGACAAGUGAUUUGUGUAAACACAAUUCUUGUGAUGGAAACGGAACAUGUCUUCCUUUCGGGGGAGGUUUUACAUGUGUGUGUAAAAAUGGCACAUAUGGAUCAAGCUGUGAGCUGACAGAUCAUUGUUUUUCCAACCCAUGUGUACACGGUGAAUGCUUCUCAAGUAGGAACAAUUACACGUGCCAUUGUACCCAGGGGUACCAAGGAAGGAACUGCAAUUUAGAUAGUUGUGCAAAUAGCCCUUGUUAUUACAGAAGCUGUGUUGCAGAUGUCACCGGGUUUACGUGUAUUUGCCAGACUGGUUAUGGUGGUGCUACUUGUAACGAAGAUAAUAUAGUAACUGCCACCGACUGCAAUGAUAUAUAUCGCCAAAAAAAGACGGCAGCUGACGGUGUUUACAGUAUUCGUCUCUGGAAAAGCCACACAGUUAUUCAAGUAGUGUGUGUCAGGUCAUCUGACGGGGCUGGAUGGACAGUUUUCCAGAACCGGUUUGACGGAUCUGUUAACUUCUACCGAUACCUGACUGAUUACACAAAUGGCUUUGGUAAUAUUUCCGGGGAAUAUUGGCUGGGCCUUAAGUACAUUAAGGAACUGGCAGACCAAGGGAUGACCACAAUCAGGAUGGAGGUGACUGCGGCGGAUGGGACGUCGGCGUUUGAAGAGUGGCCGGACUUCAGUCUCGACGAUGCCCCGGGAUAUAUGCAACAUGUUGGGGGAAAUGGUCAAGGAACGGCUGGUGACCAAGACAACUGGUUUACAUCAUACAAUAAAAACUUCACUGCUAAGGGCAGCUACUGUGGCGACAUAGCCCAGGGUGGGUGGUGGUACUACAGCUGUUCAUACAUCAACUUGAACGGGCCGUACAAGACACCAGGCAUAAUACCAACUGGGGUUAUCGAUAAACAUUUCAUGUAUUAUUACUCAUUUAGACAUAAUGAGGCUUUGAAGGCAUCUAGAAUGAUGCUGCGUAGAUUAUUUUGAACUAGGUUUUGGUUGUUAUUUUUCAUGAACGUGCUUGUAUAUAUCUUUUUCUAUGACUCAAAAAAAACGUUACCUUACUACCAGUAAAGAGUUAUAUUUAACUUUCAUUUAUGUACAAGUACAUGACUUAUUAAUAUGUUGAAUAAUAACGUACAGCAAAACAUUGUUAUGAAUAAAUGAUAAUCAACUUGUCUAUAGAUGUUCCAAAAUGUUUAAACAAUGAACGUUUUAAAGUACUUACCAAAAGUAAAAUAAUGUGUUUUGUUCCUGUAUUCAUUAGAACUCGGUUAUCAUGUUUAAUACAAUCAUGUAUAUGUUGUUUUAAAACGAUUUCUUAAUUGUUAUGCGCUAUAACGUCACUGUACCCAUAUACUCAAUUGCCUUAUAUUAUACUUUUGCAAUGUUAAUUGCCAUUUGUAAACGUGCAGUAUAUUAAUACACACGGGAAAGUGAUUGAAUACACUCACACGUAUACAUUUUCCUUACAUUU
This is a messenger RNA of Mya arenaria, 1621 nucleotides long. RefSeq names its product microfibril-associated glycoprotein 4-like. The transcript has 9 exons. Gene Ontology annotation, molecular function: calcium ion binding. The coding region runs from base 1 to 1131 and encodes 376 amino acids. The record is from RefSeq and is a predicted model, not a curated record. Lineage: Eukaryota; Metazoa; Mollusca; Bivalvia; Myida; Myidae.